Messenger RNA from Pongo pygmaeus (Bornean orangutan), 1871 nucleotides. It is a transcript of the gene HPCAL1, whose product is annotated as hippocalcin like 1. The coding region runs from base 508 to 1089 and encodes 193 amino acids. The record is from RefSeq and is a predicted model, not a curated record. NCBI's taxonomy places the organism in Eukaryota, Metazoa, Chordata, Mammalia, Primates, Hominidae. Gene Ontology annotation, molecular function: calcium ion binding. The transcript has 5 exons.
CCCUUCCUUCCCGGAGCUGGCAGGCGGGCCGCGGCGGCGGCGGGCAGCGGACGGGCGGACUGGCGGGCGCUUCCACCUUGCUCCCUCCCUGGCUGCCGGCUUCCUUUUGUCUUUCUGGGCGGCGAUGAGCGCGGGGCCGGCGCAGCAGCUGCAGGCGCACGGAGGCCCACGCUCCUAGUCACUCCUCCCGGCCUCGGCGCUCUCGUCCCGGGCAGCGGCCCGGGCCCGCUGCAGCCGCCGCCGGCGCCGAAGUUGGGCUCGGGAAGCCGGCGGACCGCGUCCUGCGCCGGAGCAGGUAGGGAAGGGGCGGGCUGCGGGCUGCUGGCUGCUGGCGUGUGCACCGGGCGUGUGCACCCGGCGUGUGCACCGGCGAGCGCUGCGAUCCGGCUCUUUGCGGGGGCAUGGUCUAGCGGCCCGGUCAGGACGCAGAAACACUCCCCGGAGGUUCUGACCCACUCCCUCUCGGCCUCCGCCUGGUCUCUGGUGUAGUCGCCGCCGCCAGUCGCCAUGGGCAAGCAGAACAGCAAGCUGCGGCCCGAGGUGCUGCAGGACCUGCGGGAGAACACGGAGUUCACCGACCACGAGCUCCAGGAGUGGUACAAGGGCUUCCUCAAGGACUGCCCCACCGGCCACCUGACCGUGGACGAGUUCAAGAAGAUCUACGCCAACUUCUUCCCCUACGGCGACGCUUCCAAGUUCGCCGAGCACGUCUUCCGCACCUUUGACACCAACGGCGAUGGCACCAUCGACUUCCGGGAGUUCAUCAUUGCGCUGAGCGUGACCUCGCGGGGCAAACUGGAGCAGAAGCUCAAGUGGGCCUUCAGCAUGUACGACCUGGACGGCAACGGCUACAUCAGCCGCAGCGAGAUGCUGGAGAUCGUGCAGGCCAUCUACAAGAUGGUGUCGUCUGUGAUGAAGAUGCCGGAGGAUGAGUCCACCCCGGAGAAGCGCACGGACAAGAUCUUCAGGCAGAUGGACACCAACAACGACGGCAAACUGUCCUUGGAAGAAUUCAUCAAAGGUGCCAAGAGCGACCCCUCCAUUGUCCGCCUGCUGCAGUGCGACCCCAGCAGUGCCAGUCAGUUCUGAGCGAGCGGCCCCUGGACAGUUGCAGAGAAACACAGGCUUGUCGUGCCGUUUAAGCUUUGCUUGCAAAAGUGGAUGCCCCGCAGUUGUUCCUGCUCUCCCGGGCCCUGGGCCUGGGGCAUGCGUAGCACCUGCCCGGCCCAGUGGCUACGCCUCCCCCUCCACCUGACCAAUGCGACAUUCCUCCCCUCACGCCUGGCCCGGUCCCUUCCAGGGCAACUCCCAGGGAUGUGGUGACAUGCAGGGUUCAAAUGUUCUUGGUUCCAGGCACCUCCCGGCUCACGGGGAGCUCAGAGGUCCACGCCGAGGAGACCAGGCAGGACCUCCUGAGGCUGCGCCCCGGCCGGCCCAUGCAUUUUGUGAUCCCAAGUGACUCUGUGGGAAGGGUGGGGACGAGGCGUCGGGAGGGUAGACAGGGAGCCCCUCCCGUGCAUGGCUGCCCCCCCGUUCAUUUUCUCCACCACAGCCGCUUGCAUGUAUAGAUACUGUGGUCCCCUUUCUUUUAAUAUAUAAGUUAUGUAUGGUGAAGUGAAGUGUAUUGUGUAGGUCCUGUAUUUAAUGCCUCUGACUGCCUUUGAAGCGCAGCCCCCUGUGGCCCGCGACCCCCUGAGCCUGGCUGUCGUGUGGUAUUUAUGCUCUCUUUGUCUGCCUGUUUCUAAGGAAAUGCAUGUGUGCCCUGAGCUGUGAUGAUCCUCCCGUCCGUGUCGCGAGCACAGGCAUUUGUGUCUGAUCUGUCCUCCCUGUUGAUUGGUCUGGCAUUUCCGGUAUUAAAAUGAUAAAAUAAA